This is a messenger RNA of Lagenorhynchus albirostris (white-beaked dolphin), 2617 nucleotides long. It is a transcript of the gene PTDSS1, whose product is annotated as phosphatidylserine synthase 1. Bases 109 to 1620 code for a protein of 503 amino acids. The transcript has 14 exons. Gene Ontology annotation, biological process: phosphatidylserine biosynthetic process. Lineage: Eukaryota; Metazoa; Chordata; Mammalia; Artiodactyla; Delphinidae. Gene Ontology annotation, molecular function: L-serine-phosphatidylethanolamine phosphatidyltransferase activity. The record is from RefSeq and is a predicted model, not a curated record.
ACCCGGCCCCGGCGUCCGGCAGCCUUCUCGCUGCGGCUCGUCACCUCCGGGGUCCCAGCCUCCACGGGCCGGGGCCGCCGCCGCCGCCGCAGGACGGGGAGGCGGGCCAUGGCGUCCUGCGUGGGGAGCCGGACCCUGAGCAAAGAUGAUGUGAACUACAAGAUGCAUUUCCGGAUGAUCAACGAGCAGCAAGUGGAGGACAUCACCAUCGACUUCUUCUACCGGCCGCACACCAUCACUCUGCUCAGCUUCACCAUCGUCAGCCUCAUGUACUUUGCCUUCACCAGGGAUGACUCUGUCCCAGAAGACAACAUCUGGAGGGGUAUCCUCUCCGUAAUUUUCUUCUUUCUUAUCAUCAGUGUACUAGCUUUCCCCAAUGGUUUUUUGGCUGUGAGGCAUGCUCCCCAACCAGGGAUCGAACCCACACUCCCUGCAUUGGAAGGCGAAGUCUUAACCACUGGACCACCAGGUCCGUUUACUCGACCUCAUCCGGCCUUGUGGCGAAUGGUUUUCGGGCUCAGCGUGCUCUACUUCCUGUUCCUGGUGUUCCUGCUCUUCCUGAACUUUGAGCAGGUUAAAUCCCUGAUGUACUGGCUAGAUCCGAACCUUCGAUACGCCACAAGGGAAGCAGAUAUCAUGGAGUAUGCUGUGAACUGCCAUGUUAUCACCUGGGAGAGGAUUAUCAGCCAUUUUGAUAUAUUUGCCUUUGGACAUUUCUGGGGCUGGGCUAUGAAGGCCUUGCUGAUCCGUAGUUAUGGUCUCUGCUGGACAAUCAGUAUUACCUGGGAGCUGACUGAGCUUUUCUUCAUGCAUCUUCUGCCCAAUUUUGCCGAGUGCUGGUGGGACCAAGUCAUCCUGGACAUCCUGCUGUGCAACGGUGGUGGUAUCUGGCUGGGCAUGGUCGUCUGCAGGUUUUUAGAGAUGAGGACUUACCACUGGGCAAGCUUCAAGGACAUCCACACCACCACCGGGAAAAUCAAAAGAGCCGUGCUCCAGUUCACUCCUGCUAGCUGGACCUAUGUUCGGUGGUUUGACCCCAAAUCUUCAUUUCAGAGAGUGGCUGGAAUAUACCUUUUCAUGAUCAUCUGGCAGCUGACCGAGUUGAAUACCUUCUUCCUGAAACAUAUCUUUGUGUUCCAAGCCAGUCAUCCGUUAAGUUGGUGUAGAAUUCUCUUUAUUGGUGGCAUCACGGCUCCCACAGUGAGACAGUACUAUGCUUACCUCACCGACACACAGUGCAAGCGUGUGGGAACACAGUGCUGGGUGUUUGGGGUCAUUGGUUUCCUGGAAGCUAUUGUCUGCAUAAAAUUUGGACAAGAUCUCUUCUCUAAGACCCAAAUCCUCUAUGUUGUGCUUUGGCUUCUUUGUGUGGCGUUCACUACCUUCCUGUGUCUGUACGGCAUGGUUUGGUAUGCAGAGCACUAUGGUCACCGAGAAAAGACCUACUCAGAGUGUGAAGAUGGUACCUACAGCCCUGACAUCUCCUGGCCUCACGGGAAAGGUACAAAAGGUUCUGAAGAUGGCCCACCCAAGCAUCCAGGCAACAGCGAGAGCCAUUCUUCCAGAAGAAGGAAUCGACAUUCCAAGUCAAAAGUCACCAACGGAGUUGGAAAGAAAUGAAGGACCCUGGUUAAUCAAAGAUGUUCCAGGGAGUGCCUCAAACCAGGAGGGGACGGAAUCGGCUGGACCUCCCUGCGGGGAGGUCGAAACGCAUAGCGUGAACGGGAAGGAGUGGGGGCUGGGAGGGGUCAUUAUUUGAGAGCAUAAGUCUUGUUGCCCACAGACCCGGCCACACGGGGCAGACCACUGCUGGGGCUCCUUCGCCACUUGGGUGUCUCUUGUAACUUCAGCACUUGGCACGUGGUCACCGGUAGCAGGACCGUGCUCAAAGGAGAGGGUAGCUAUUUACUCAGUUGCCAGAAGCAGUUCUGUGCUUGCGUGCGUGUGUUGUGGAUGCAGUUUAAACAUCUUCACUCAGGCAGGGCGCCAACCAGACGGCUGACGGACUGGUCACCAGGUUUUAUUUUUCUGAAUCUGCCUUUCCGUUUGACUGACUGGUUUAAGUCCAGGCCACUUACCUGUCUUUUAUUUUGUUGUUUCUUAUUUUUUAUGUCAGGAUGCUUACAAGCCUUCAGAAGCCACCUCUGAGGUCGAAUUGGGGGAGGUUUCUCUUCUUUUUCCUAGAGAAAAAAAGGGGGGGAGAGUUUGUGUUACACUUCAGCAGCCUUCUCCCCUUUUUAGGACCUGAAACUACACAGCGGUGGGUGGAAACCAGGCUGAGGAAAGGUUAGCUACCCACGUAGGAUCCUGGGCUUCAGAUCGGAACCUUUUUGUUCCCUUUCCAAUGUCGCUUGUCCAGACUUAUCCACAGUGCACAGGCGUGGACCUGCCGAGAGGCAGUGCUCACCGCAGCCCCUCCCCCCCAGGUGCCUUUUCCAUUUUGUUUGUUUUCCUUCCGUGGUGUGUUGCUGACAUUGUCUUUUAGUCCCGUGUGAGGUGCUGGUGAGUAUUCCCUUUCAUCCAUCCGUGCCAUGCUCUAGAACAUUGACCCUGAUAGUUCACCACCUCUGAUGGAUCCCUGUUUUAAAUAAAACGGUUCACGUUAAAGCCCAUCAAA